Molecule: messenger RNA, 1390 nt
Organism: Odobenus rosmarus divergens (Pacific walrus)
Lineage: Eukaryota; Metazoa; Chordata; Mammalia; Carnivora; Odobenidae
Gene: TMEM143
Product: transmembrane protein 143
Cellular component (GO): mitochondrion
Source: RefSeq, a predicted model, not a curated record
AGGAGGCUCAAUGACAGUCGAGCGUUGGCUAAGGCUCCAGGGAAAGGGUCUGGCCAUGCUGCAUGUGACCCGGGGGGUCUGGGGAUCCAGGGUCCGAGUAUGGUCCCUGUUGCCCACGCUCCUCGGGCCCCCCCGGGCCCUGUCGUCGCUGGCGGCCAAGAUGGGGGAGUACCGCAAGAUGUGGAACCCCACGGAGCCCCGCGACUGGGCCCAGCAGUACCGCGAGCGGUUCAUCCCGUUCUCCAAGGAGCAGCUGCUCCGCCUCCUGACACAGGAAUUCCACUCCAGCCCUGCGGAGAAGGCAGCUUUGGAGGAGUUUGCGGCCCACGUGGACUUCUGCACCUUGUUCCACUACCACCACAUCCUGGCCCGGCUGCAGGCCUUGUAUGACCCCAUCAACCCCGACAGGGAGACCCUCGACCAGCCUUCGCUUACGGACCCCCAGCGUCUGUCCAAUGAGCAGGAGGUGCUUCGGGCUCUGGAGCCCCUGCUGGCCCAGGCCAACUUCUCCCCGCUCUCAGAGGAUGCUCUGGCCUACGCUCUGGUGGUCCAUCACCCUCAGGAUGAGGUCCAGGUGACAAUAAAUUUGGAUCAGUAUAUCUACAUGCAGUUCUGGGCCCUGGGCCAGCGAGUCGGGCAGAUGCCCCGUAAGUCCAGCGUGGGCUCCAAACGUGGCUUCUUCAUCAAGUCGGCCCCCGCAGAGAGGAGGUACUUUAAGCGGGUGGUACUGGCAGCCCGAACCAAGCGGGGGCACCUGGUGCUGAAGAGCUUCAAGGACACGCCACUGGAGGGCCUGGAGCAGCUGCUACCCGAGCUGAAGGUGCGCACGUCCACCAUGCAGCGCGCCCUGCUCAAUCUCACGCUUUUCGUCUCGGGCAUGGUGUUCUUUGUCAACGUGGGCAUGGUGGUGCUGUCAGACCUCAAGAUGGCCACCUCCCUGCUGUUGCUCCUGUUUGCUAUGUUCAUGGGCCUCCGGGCCUCCAAGAUGUUCGGACAGCGGCGCAGCGUGCAGGCUCUGGAGCUGGCGCACAUGCUCUACUAUCGCAGCACUUCCAACAACUCGGAGCUGCUCAGCGCCUUGGCCCUGCGCGCGCAGGACGAACAUGCCAAGGAGGCUCUGCUGGCGCACAGCUUCCUGGCCCGGCUGCCCCCGGGUGCGCGUGGCCAGCCGGAAGAGACCUCCCAGUGGCUCCAGUCGGAGGUAGAGCACUGGCUCCUGGCCCAGUCAGGCUGUGACGUGGCCUUCAACGGAACUCGGGCCCUGACCCACCUGCAAGCCCUGACCCCCAGCAUCGGGAUGUUCCCACCCCCGGGCUUCCCCAAACUGGACCCGUUGCCCACAGUCAUUUCUGAGCCCCCCCAGCCCGCACCCAGCAGUAACAGGCCCUGA